CUCUGUUCCAAAGGCUCUGUCGCUAAAAAGUUAAAUUAAUAGUCCGAAAAAGUCUUAAAACGUUUCAGAAAGUUUUUGUUUUAGGCUGAGGUUUCUUUUUAUUGUCGUAUGUCCAUCCAGAAUUUAAACACUCGUGACCCCUUUGCUGAUGCAAUCAAGGGCAAUGAUGAUGACAUUCAAGACGGACUUGUGCAUAUAAGAAUCCAACAGAGGAACGGUCGCAAGACAUUGACCACUGUUCAGGGCUUAUCCGCAGAAUAUGACUUGAAGAAAAUAGUGCGCUCCUGUAAAAAGGAAUUCGCAUGCAAUGGUACUGUAAUAGAACACCCAGAGUAUGGUGAAGUUCUACAACUUCAGGGCGAUCAACGUGAAAAUAUCUGCCAAUGGUUGACCAAGGUGGGAUUAGCGAAGCCAGAUCAAUUGAAAGUCCACGGCUUUUAAACAGAUGCCAAGGAACAAACUAAAGUGUGGAUAUUCUUACGCGUCUUUCAUACAUAAACAACAAACGCAUAUAUAUAUAACACUUACAUAUAUAUACAUUAUAUACCAAACUUGCUAGUUCUUUGUUCUAAUUAACUAAAAGCUCCUCUCGAUUUAUAUAAAGACAAAAGCAAUAGACCAU
This is a messenger RNA of Drosophila busckii, 622 nucleotides long. It is a transcript of the gene eIF1, whose product is annotated as eukaryotic translation initiation factor eIF1. NCBI's taxonomy places the organism in Eukaryota, Metazoa, Arthropoda, Insecta, Diptera, Drosophilidae. The record is from RefSeq and is a predicted model, not a curated record. Gene Ontology annotation, molecular function: RNA binding; translation initiation factor activity; ribosomal small subunit binding. Bases 109 to 441 code for a protein of 110 amino acids. Gene Ontology annotation, biological process: translational initiation. The transcript is spliced from 3 exons. Gene Ontology annotation, cellular component: eukaryotic 43S preinitiation complex.